CGGCGAGAGGAUGUGCUGUGCCGGUUGCGGCGUGUCGCGGCGUGCGCGACCCAUCGCGAGUGACCGCUAGAAAGUGCGCCUUCAUUUCCUUGCGAAUGCUGCCUUGCGCCAUUAUCCGUUAGCGUGCGCAACUUUGCGCCUUCAUUCAUCUCUCUAUGCAACGCGAGUUACCUCGCACCUUCAUUUGUUUGCAUAUGCAACGGGGGUAACCUUGCUCAGCCCCGGCGCCUUCAUUCACCUGUGUAUGCAACGUGUGUAACAUUGCUCCUUCACCCGUCUUCAGAUGCAACGCGAGUAAUCUCGUGCCUUCAUCCGUUCGCUUAUGCAACCAAGAUAAUCUCGCUCGACCCUAGCGCCUUCAUUCACCUGUGUAUGCAACGCGUGUAACUUUUGCGCCUUUGAUAGUCUGUGUAUGCAACGUGGAUAUUGGGUUCAUUGAUAACACGUGUAACAGUGCAGCUUGAACAUGCAACGUGAUUAACCUCGCGCCUUCGCCCGACUGCGUAUGCAACGUGUUUAACUUUGCGCCUUCACUUGUCAGCAUAUACCUUGCGAGUAAGCUCGCGCCUUCAUCCGACUGCGUAUGCAGUGUGUGUAUCCUUGCGCCUUCAUUCGGCUGCGUAUGCAACGCGGGUAACCUUGCUCGGUCCCGGCCCGAUGAGGGUUCCGGCUCUGUUGACCCUCGUCGCCUGUGCCUUGUGCUCCGUGUCGGCCAGUGAGUUCCCCGACCGGGAGUGCUGUGACCCGGUCUUCCCGCUGGCUGCCCUCUCGGCCUCCGUCACCCCGGAUACCGCCGCCGCAGCAACUCCAGGAACGUCCGAGAACGAAGUGACGAACAAGAUCAAAACUUUCAACUGCCUGCUGGCUCGGCAGAUGUGUUUUGACGACCCCUCGUGUGCCCCGAUCCUCGAAACAGUUCCUCGAGUUUGCGGCGCUGAAAGUGUUUCUUGCUCGACGGCGACGGUGACCAAGUGCCAGGCUGCGCUGCGCAUUCUCCAAGCGUUCCCGUUCUUCAAGCCGACCUGCCUCUGCCGCGAGCCGCAAGUCGACCAAGAGUGCAACUCCUUCCGCAACUUCCUCUUCGAUCACCCCUGCAUGUUCGUCUCCAAGAAAGAAAAAGACCCGUUCCCAGUUGACACGCUACCGACGUGCAAUCACGCUUUGGACAUUUGUUUGACACAACGCGAGUGUUCGGAGAUGUACGAGGACUUCCGAAGUAGCUGUAAGGUCAAAAAUGGUGAAUGCGCUCUUGAAAACAGGAGCUCCUGCCAAGUUGCUUGGCGGGAAAUUCACUUUUCUCCUAUGUUUGGCUGCAUAUGCCCGCCGAUUCCCCUGAAAAGGAAGUGCGAUCGCAUAUUCAGUCUGGUAAAUCAAAACCCGUGCAUAGUGAAGGAGCCGGCGCGAGGCUGGGGCUGGCACUGGUUCCGGGCGAACCCGUGGCUCGUGGCGGCGCGCCCGGGCCCCCGCUUCCGACUCAACGUCACCGACACCCUCGUCUACCCGACCUCCCUCUUCGAGGACCCCCGCGACUACUACGGCCUCACCCAGCGGAGUGGAACCCCCGGCGGCAACCACGGCGCCCACUACCCCGCCCGCACGCAGCCGCACCCCCACACACCAAGCUCCGGGAUCAAGGCCGAGGAGGCCGAGGCGAUGAACUUCCAAAGCACCUGCGCCGAGGCCCUGGAGAUGUGCACCGGAGACCCGGACUGCCAGCGGUCCCUGAACCCGGUCCUCCAGCACUGCGACAUGAACCGUUGCCACCGACACCAGUGCAUGAAGUCGCUCCAGAACUUCUACCGCUCCAACGACCUCAAGUGGAGCGUCGAGAUAGCCUUCUGCCUCUGCAAAAAAACCUCGGACUCGCAAGACUCUUGUCUAGCAGCGCAGAAAACACUCCAUCCAGUUUGCGCACAACAGGACGAAUCUGCAACCAUUCCAACGUGCCACUCAUUAGCUGAAAAAUGUAAAGCAGAUCAAAAUUGUAGGUUAAGGUUAGAACAAUUUGAACAAGCGUGUGCGGUGGAUAGUGUGACAAAAGAAUGCACGGGUCCUCCAUCGGAAUGCCGAAUAGCCAUGCUGGGAAUUUUAGGCACUGUGUUGAGGUCCAAUUGCGCUUGCAAUGGCACGGAUUUCUCGCAACUUUACGAGUGUAUGGGCUGGCAGAGAGUCCUCUGGUUCAACCCCUGCGUUGUGCAAGCCCAACGGGAGUUCCACGCGGCGAAGCUGCGCGGCGACGCCAUCCAGGAGCUGAGUCCGACGACGCGAGGCGCCCGCGGCGACGCGACGACACAGACGACGACGACGCCCACGCCGGCGGCGGUGCCCACGACGCCCACGACGACGGCGAGCCCGUCGACGGCGCCCGCGGCGCCCACCACCGCACGAGCGCCUCCCAGCGAGGCGCCCACCACCCGGCUCACCACGGCGGCGCCCACGACAACGACGCCCACGACGACGACCUCGACGACGACGACGCAGCGACCCACGAGCGCGUCGACCGAGUCCGAGCUCGAGAACAUGAUCCUCGUCACCACGACGCCCACUGAGGCGCCUACUGAGGCGCCCACUGAGCCCACCUCCACCGCCUCCACACUACCGCCUCGAUAUUGCGUUGUUCAAAGACCUCCACAGAAGGACCAGUACAUUCCAGAAGGAGAAGGCAAACGACUGUACAGAGACUCGGAGCCUGACUGUUCCGAGGUGUGUCAGUGCACGGACGGUGAGGUGUUGGUCUGCAACACGGUUUGCGUGCAGCGGACGCCGUGCAAGACGGACUUCGCUUUCUACAACCACGCGGCCCCGUCCUACCAGGCCUUCCGCGGCAGCUGUCUUUGCUAUUCCGGCCGCUUCAUCUGCAUGAGGCCUAUUCCUGAUGCGUAUAAGCUGAGUCCGGGCGUCUACAUAUUCUUGGGGUACAGCCAAGCCGACGAGGAACUACUCAAACCCAUCGUUGGGAUGGACAUUAGAGAUGCGGUUGCCGCGCUCCAGGCACAUCUUAAAUCAAUGAACCCCAACACGAAUUGCGUCCUGUCUAUCUUCAGCAUGGCGAUGGAGAAUGUGGUGCUGGUCGCCAAAAUUGUCGACUCGAAUUCCUCUUUGAUCCGGAGUCAAAACAAACAGCGACAAAAUUCUAAUCUCCUUCAGCAAGAGAAAAACGAGUGCGCGGAGCCGCUGAAAGACAUCAGCUCGAGGAUCAAUUCGCGUGACCCGAGUGUGCACUCGCACGUUUUGCUCUCCAUGUUCAAAAUCUCCGAGGUCGAAGUGAUGGUGCCCCCGAGCAGCCACGCCUCGCCCACUCUCAACUCCAAUCCUCAGCUCAAUCUAACCCUCGUCCUAAGUUUUCUAACUCUAUUCCUCUACUCCAACAGCAUAUCCUUCCGCAUCACGUGAUAGUGGAACCAGAGCCGCAGAGUCUGUUUUCAUGCUAUGUUUUCUCCGUUUUGAGGAUCAGUCCUACCUCCUAUCGUGUAUAUUCUAACAUCUGGACGUAUUCGUACGAAAUAAGCCGUGGUUUUUAGAAAAGGACCUAAGUGCAGAGGUCUGAUGAUCAGAGUUUUGCCACAUUUCUUUCGAUAAAAUGCGAAUUUGUUUGAAAACUUCCGGAUCUUUUUCUCUCAUUUUUUCAUAGAAUUUUAUUCGCAAUGUAAUCGACAGUAUCUGAAAAUUUCAAAGACGUUUAUUCAUGACCUCAUCAAAAAUAACAUUUUAUCGAAGGAAAUCCGGCAACGCUCGAAUGUUCAGACCGCAAGUUUUUCCUUCCUAUGGCAGUAUUGUACGGAGACUCCGCGGUUACAUUGGAAAAGCUCGGACUUUUAUAGAGUGCUGCAGAUGCACGGGCAACGUGUUGAGUUUUUAAUGAACGAAUAGAAAUUUGAUAAGAUCUGUAUUUACAGAUGCUAGUCUUGGUAUCAAAAUUGGUGAGAAGAUGAAUCACAGGGAAUUUCAUAGAGGAACUAAUCAGUGGUAAACCUUACAGUUAGCCGAUGAGAAGCAAAAUAAUUUUUGUAAACGACCAGAACAAAAAGGUAGACAACUCUAUCCGUGGAAUGAAAGAUCUCUGCGCCGGGUUAUGAAAUUCAUCUCCCCAAAAGUAUUCGUUGAUAACUAACAGCAAGAAAUCGCUCAGCCAAACUGUAGGGUUUGGAGUCGUAAUCUUUCUUCGCUAAAUUUGAUUAGGGAGUGAAUCUUGAGGCGUUAAAUUUUAAGUCUUAAUUUUAGCUCCUCCUUCAGAAAA
This is a messenger RNA of Bemisia tabaci, 4237 nucleotides long. NCBI's taxonomy places the organism in Eukaryota, Metazoa, Arthropoda, Insecta, Hemiptera, Aleyrodidae. The record is from RefSeq and is a predicted model, not a curated record.